UAUUGCAAAAAGUAUCCAAAUAAUCAUAGAGGGAUAGUCUGUAGUUAUAAAUAUUUGACCAACCUCCAGGGAUGGAGUUUCACACCCUGCUCUGAACAUCUCUGAGGCCAGCUGUCAAGCUUCUUGCACAGGUGCCAGAAUUGUUUCCCUACGAUUUGAACAGUCAUCGUGGGGAGCAUUUAUACUUCAGUUCCUGUAAACCUGACUGAACACAGACAAAAUGGAUCACCAUGAAGUUACCUCGGAGGCUGAUAAAAUCCACCAAAAUCGUCUCUCAAAUGUCACAGAAGAUGAAGAGCAAGAUGCUGCAUAUACAAUUGUGACAGUCCUAGAUAAAGUGGCCAACAUUGUACACAGUGUACAGGAGAGCCAGAAAAGAAUAGAAGAGCGACACAGAGAAAUGGAGAAUGCUAUCAAGACCAUACAGAUUGAUAUUUUAAAGCUUGCCCAAACUCAUGGCAAUACAGGCUACACUGUUAAGAAGUUGCUUGAGAAAACCUGCAAAGUUAGUUCCCAUGUUAAAGAAGUGAGGGCACGUGUGGAAAAGCAGAGUGCUAAUGUGCGAAAGGUUGAAGCAAAACAAGAAGAGAUGCUGAGAAAAAACAAAUUUCGGGUUGUAAUAUACCAGGAGGAAACAGAAUGCCCAUCUUCGCUGUCUGUUAUCAAAGACAGGACAAAAGGUGAAAACCUGGAGGAGCAAUUCUUUCCACCUGAUGACCUCUCUUCUGAUGAAGAAUAUUAUAUAGAUGAAAGCAGAGCAUCCCAAUUUAAAAAAUCAGGCAUUAGACGCAUAGAUAAUAUCAAAAAGGCAUUUUCAAGGGAAAAUAUCCAGAAGACCAGACAAAAUUUUGGCAGGAAGGUGAACAGGCUUCGAACUAGAAUAGUAACACCAGAGAGGCGAGAGAGAAUGAGGCAGUCAGGAGAGAGGCUGAAACAAUCUGGGAUAAGGCUCAAGAAAACUAUUUCAAAAGCAGCUCCAACAAAGGAGACAUUCAAGCUCAAUAAGAAAGAUAAAGAGCGAACAGUUGCUGAAGGGCAAGAAGGAAUCCAGGAAGCUGGUGUGCAUGCAGUUUCAGCAAGUGGGACAGAAGAACCAGUUACAGAAGAGAUUUCCUACACAGAAGUGAUUACUAAAGUAAAGAAAGACAAAGGCAGUGGAACAAAAGGCACGUCCCAGCCAUCAGAGAAAGUUGUGCUCACCCCUGAAAAAAUCGUUGUUAAACAGGAAGCAACAGAAGAAGGAGGUGAUAACGUGCUUCUGUUGGACCUUAAGCAACCAGCAUAA
This is a messenger RNA of Dermochelys coriacea (leatherback sea turtle), 1285 nucleotides long. RefSeq names its product caveolae associated protein 4 (gene CAVIN4). The record is from RefSeq and is a predicted model, not a curated record. Gene Ontology annotation, biological process: regulation of gene expression. Lineage: Eukaryota; Metazoa; Chordata; Testudines; Dermochelyidae. Bases 221 to 1285 code for a protein of 354 amino acids. Gene Ontology annotation, cellular component: cytoplasm; caveola. The transcript has 2 exons.